AUGUCGGUAGCAAAAAAUAAACGCUCCGCAAAAGAAUUAAAUAAUUCUGUUUUGAGUACUCCUACUAAGCCAAGUACUAAGGUACAGAAAAAAGAAGUUGAUGACGAAGUGGUCGAAAAAAAAUGGGAUCUAGAAUCGCUAUUUAAGCUAGUUGAGAGUAUGAACAAGAAACUGGACAAGCUUGAAUCAAUCGAAGCGCAUUUAAAACACGUGGAUCACGAUAUCACUGAACUGAAACACUCGCUAUCUUAUAUGCACGAUACAACUGAAGAAUUGAAGUUAAAACAAACCUCCUAUGAUGAUAUAUUGUUGAAAAAUGAAGAAAAAAUAGGCAGUCUCGAGAAGUUGGCGUCAACCCUUAAAGAAGAGCUAAUUGACCUCAGGGCACGAAGCAUGAGGAGUAACCUUAUGUUUUACAAUCUACCUGAGAAUGAUGAAGAAAAUCCUGAAAAAGUGGUGUCAGAGGUAUUGGAGAAGAUCAAUCCCGAAUUCAAGAAGAUGGAAAUCGAAAGGGUGCACAGAAUUGGGAAAAAAAGGUUGGGUUCGGUGCGACCUAUUGUUGCGAAAUUCCUCCGCUUCAAAGAUAAGGAACUUAUCCGGAAGAACAGCAAAAAGCUAAAAGGUACCAAGAUUGGAAUAUCCGAGCAGUAUCCCAAGUAA
Paramuricea clavata is the source of this 660-nucleotide messenger RNA. The record is from the annotation of a GenBank genome assembly. Lineage: Eukaryota; Metazoa; Cnidaria; Anthozoa; Malacalcyonacea; Plexauridae.